GGUUCUUUUGGUUCGGUGGUUGGCGCCUUGUUGGCCUUGUCUGUACCUCUGUACUGUACUGUGCUGUGCUUAUACGUCUUGAUGGAUACGCUUGCACUUUAUAGUUUCGAUGACGGCUCUCUUGGCGUUGCAACUGUCAAAUUCAUACGGGAUUAUAAUCCUGUAUGCCACAACGCCAAAGUGUGGCCGCGAUACAAGGACGCCACUCAAAAAAAAAACUGGGUUAAAGUGAAUUGGCCCAACCAGGACAAGUCUGGUAACUCAACAGGGGGUACAAGCGUCCACGCCGCUCAGGUCGUCCGUUUCGGAGUCUCCCGUCCCGAGCUGGAGAAGCUCUUAAACAAGAUGCUGGACGAGCGGAAUGCUGUGCCCAAGAAGGACGAGAAAAGGCAAGUCCACAAAAAAAAAGAUAACAUGGAAGACAGGCUUGUCAAACAGCUUAGGGAUGACCUGAGGGAACAGAAGCUCUUGCACGCAUCUCCUGGUGGCCUGGAGGAGCCGACCGACUUGCCGCCACAAGUUCAAGAGCCUCUCGCGGUACCUGCCCUGGCCAGGGCCGAAGAGAGUGGGGCAAGGGUCUCCUAUGCAGAUGCCAUGGCUGCAGUGACCGAGGCCAGGGCUCAGGCCGAGGCGAGGGCUGUACUCGCCGAGGCUAAGGCAGAGCAGUCUGAGGCCAGGGAAAAGGAAAUCUCAACCAAACUGGAGCUAGCUGAGGCCAGGACGGAGGAGAUUGAGGCGAGACUGGAGCAGGCCGAGGCCAGGCUGGAGCAGGCCGAGGCCAGGCUGGAGCAGGCCGAGGCCAGGGCAGAGGAGGCCGAGGCCAGGGCAGAGGAGGCCGAGACCAAAGUGCUCCAAGGUAGAGCACAGAUGACUUUUGUGCUGGACGAUCUCCUUCCUGCUUUGAGAGAUGUGCCACAGAUUCUUGCAAGCCUUCAGCAUCGUGAAGCAGCGGGCCCCAUGCUUCCAGGAGUGCCCGGGAAUGUGAUGGAGAACACGGUACACUUCGGUGAUAUCGUGGUGACCGACGUCCAGAUGAAGCGGCUCGACGGAAAGCCGGCAUCCCUGUACACACAGGACCUGGCUGUGAUGGUGUUCGGGAGCGACGCUCUGGCAGAGUGCUGCCUUUCCGGCUCUGUGACAAAAUCAUCCCUGCCUAAAGAGCCGGUUCAGGACCUGAUAGAUCACGUGAUUGCCAAAUUUCCGGGUGAAUCAUCAAAGACUGUCAAAGAGUACCUGAGGAGGAAGUGCAGUAACACCUCAUACUUGCGAAAGAAGAAUAUAAAUUAACAAACAAGAUUAGCUUUCUUUCAUUUAUUUAUUUUCACAAGUUCAGAGAUUUUAGUUUAUAAUGAUUUUAGAAGCUUUUAAAUUAUUUUAGAAUUUUCCAUGUUUAAGGCAGCGGCCCCACGACGCAAGCUUUAAUGUUGGCUUUUUAGGUUUUAUUUUUUUAGGGGUACUUAAGAAAUAGCUACAGAGCUGUUGUUUUGCAGCUAUGUUUCUAAUAUCGGUGGGUAAAUUACAGCAACACGUUAUUGACAUAACUAGCUUAUGUGAUCAGAAAAUUGGAAAUUUAGAAAUUGCUUACUGCUUCCAAGAUUUCUCCUUUAAUAUUAAAGCUUGGGUUACCAUUUUUCCGCUCGCAUUGUCACGGCUACAGGCUUUGCUCUAUGGAGCCCGUUUCUGAAAUUUCAAUUAAUAGGUCAAUCAAGUUUGGUUGCAAUUUACCCACCAAUAUUAGAAAAAUGCCUGCAAAACGACACCUCUGUAGUUAUUUUCCAAGUAUCAUAAAAAUAUAAAAUAUAAAGGGCAACUCCUCUUCAUUUUUGUUUUUGAAAAAAAUGAUGCAGUCCUCUUCAGUAUCAUUUAGGAAGGGGACCACACGUCAAAUAUUGCGAUAAAGUUCUAUGUAAAUGUUUCUUAAACGGUCCGGCAAACAUUGCAACUUGCCAUAUUGCCGAAAUCUGCUGAAUCGAGCCGGCAAAUUGAGGCGCAACCAACAGUGCAGUCAAGGCUACUGCGUGGGCAUAGCAAACAUUGAGCUAAGCAUCAUCACCAUUUUGCUUGUUUUUACUUCUCCGGGCAAGCACAACAGGUGAUGUCAGUAACGUUUCUUCUCCGUGCACCUGCGCAGCAUACUUCUUGGGAGCUGCCAGGCCUCCCCACCGUUACCUCCUGAUGUCUCCCGCAUCACAACCGCCGUUGUCGUCUCACCGUUUGUGAUUAUUGUCCCUCGGAGUUUCGUCCACACACCGGACACCAUGUGCGCAGACUUAUGC
Ixodes scapularis (black-legged tick) is the source of this 2276-nucleotide messenger RNA. RefSeq lists its product as uncharacterized. Gene Ontology annotation, molecular function: DNA binding. The record is from RefSeq and is a predicted model, not a curated record. The transcript is spliced from 7 exons. NCBI's taxonomy places the organism in Eukaryota, Metazoa, Arthropoda, Arachnida, Ixodida, Ixodidae. The coding region runs from base 82 to 1287 and encodes 401 amino acids.